UGUAUGUAUGAUUACGAUACUUGACCGGCAUAAUGGCUGAUAAUUAUUAUCGAAACUGCGGCUGGAAUCAUGAAGUCAGCUUCGUUGUUUCUGUCUGUUAAGACGUAAAUUUACCUUUAUACACGAAGAAGUUUUAAUAACUACACGAAGCAGAACAACAUUGAAAAACCCAAUCUAGCAAGGAGAUCAUUUUCCUUUGUCGAUGUUUCUUAAAAGUGAAUAUCGGAUGACUUUGACAUAAGUUUUUACAUGAGAUGCAUCAUCAAUGUUUAUCAUCUUUUAAAGACUUGAGGAAGUUGUUAUACAAAACAGAUAUAACCCAUUUUUAUAUAAAUCUGUAGAAGAAUCAGUUUGGAAAACUUCUGCAGGUUGGAAUUAUUACCGAUAUUCUUUUACCUCACCGUCUUGAAUGGACAUAAGAUAAUUAAAUAUAAACAUAGUUACAAAACAUCAGCAUCUUCUGGUAUCAACAAAAUAUCACAGUUGAUUGAAAUAUAGCAGAAAUACUAAAAAUUGAAAAAAAGAAAUAUAUCUAUGUAUUGUGGUGAAAAUAAGAAAAAUUAUGGAAAAUGAAUCCUGAAAGGAUUGAUUCUGAUGGGAUGCUGAAAGUAGAUGGGGAAACAUUAUACAACUGUGAUGUCUGUAAAAAGUCAUUCUCUCAGAAGGAUAACCUGACUUCUCAUAAAUGUAUUCAUAGAGGAGAAAAACCAAAUCACCGUGGUAACUCACUCUCUCAAGUAACUACGAACAAAAGUAUUUAUGCAGAAGAGAAAUCAUAUCCCUGUGAUGAGUCAUUCUCUCAAAGAUCUAGUUUAUCUAGUCACAAAUAUAUUCAUACAGAAGAAAGACCAUUUCACUGUGAUAUCUGUGGUAAAUCAUUCUCUCAAACACGAAGAUUAACAACUCACAAACGCAUUCAUACAGGAGAAAGACCAUAUAAUUGUAAUAUCUGUGAUAAAUCAUUCUCUCAAACAAGUAACUUGACUACUCACAUACGCAUUCAUACAGGUGAGAAACCAUUUUACUGUGAUAUCUGUGGUAAAUCAUUCUCUGCGAAAUGUAUCUUAACUAAACACAGGCGUAUUCAUACAGGAGAGAAGCCCUAUCACUGUAAUAUCUGCGGUAAAUCCUUCUCUACAAGUAGUGACCUAACUAAACACAUACGCAUUCAUACAGGGGAGAAACCAUAUCACUGUGAUAUCUGUGGUAAAUCAUUCAGUGAAACAGGUAAUCUCACUACUCACAAACGCAUUCACACAGGAGAGAAACCAUAUCACUGUGAUGUCUGUGGCAAAUCAUUCAUUGGAAGUGGUGACUUAACUAAACACAAACGCAUUCAUACAGGAGAAAAACCAUAUCACUGUGACAUUUGUGGUAAAUCAUUCUCUGAAGGAAGUAUCUUAACUAAACACAAACGGACUCAUACAGGAGAAAAACCAUAUCACUGUGAUAUUUGUGGUAAAUCAUUCUCUCAAAAUGGUGUCUUAACUAAACACAAACGGACUCAUACAGGAGAUAAACCAUAUCACUGUGACAUCUGUGGUAAAUCAUUUCCUCAAAGUGGUGAUUUAAGUACUCACAAACGUAUUCAUACAGGAGAGAAGCCAUAUCACUGUGAUAUCUGUGGCAAAUCAUUUUCUGCAAAGAGUAACUUAAUUACUCAUAAACGUAUUCAUACAGGAGAAAAGCCAUAUCCUUGUAAUAUCUGUGGUAAAGCAUUUUCUCAAACAAGUGAACUAACAACUCACAAACGCAUUCAUACAGGAGAGAAACCAUAUCACUGUGAUAUUUGUGGUAUAUCAUUCUCUCAGAUAAUUACCUUAACUAACCACAGACACAUCCACACUGGAGAGAAGCCAUAUCACUGUGAUAUCUGUGGUAAAUCAUUUUCUACUAAAAGUAACUUAACUACUCACAAACGUAUUCAUCAGGAGAGAAACUCUAUCACUGUGAUCUCUGUAGUAAAUCAUUCUUUGUAAUGUUAACAUCACUUUUUACAAAAACACUUGCUCAAGAGAAAAUAUAUAAGUAUUAAUAUCUUUAGUAAAUCAAUCUCUCAAAAGUCUGGUCUAACUACACACAUGGAAGAGUAACCAUAUUAAUGUCAAAAUUCAUUCUAUGAAUAAAACAAUAUGACCAUCAUCUUAUUUACAAAGGAAUGACUAUAAAGCAGUACUUACACCUCAUCAGUCAUAUAGCAUGGAAAAAGAUAUGCUAAAUGAUGAUGAUGAUGAUGAUAUCUACAUUGAUGAAAUAACUUAUCUAUAUUCUUAUGGAAGCAUUCUUUUAGAAAAGUCGUGUGUGUAUCGGACUUUUUUUCCCUUCUCUGGACCCUUCCUUUCUCCUAUUUCUGACAAAGAGCUAUGCUCUAAACAUUAAAAAUCUACUCUUUUUGCCACCUUUA
This is a messenger RNA of Octopus bimaculoides (California two-spot octopus), 2404 nucleotides long. RefSeq lists its product as uncharacterized. Lineage: Eukaryota; Metazoa; Mollusca; Cephalopoda; Octopoda; Octopodidae. The record is from RefSeq and is a predicted model, not a curated record. Gene Ontology annotation, cellular component: nucleus. Gene Ontology annotation, biological process: regulation of transcription by RNA polymerase II. Gene Ontology annotation, molecular function: DNA-binding transcription activator activity, RNA polymerase II-specific; RNA polymerase II cis-regulatory region sequence-specific DNA binding.